AUGGCUCGAGGUGUUGGACGUCCUCCCAAGCAUUUGCUGUCUAGAAACAGUAGUCAAGAGGCAAGUGAUGGCGAAAACAGCGGCGGCAGCAAUGGGGAAAACAGUGGCAUUAACUUGCUUCAACCGCCACCGUCCCAAUUAUGGUCCUCGCCUUCCACUCCGCUCAAGCAAACCAUUUCUUCCUCUUCUCACAAUUCAAACUACGUAGCUCCCCAAUGGCUACUCGACAAGACGACUGCCAAAUUCUUUUCUGUUCCAAUUCCAGGUGUCCCUCCGGAAGUCCAAGACGCUUUGGAACAUACUCUUUUGGAUGGUGGUGAUUUGAAACAGAAGCGCCAGGCCCGCAAGUCCCACAAGCUGUUUGCGCAGAUCAAGCAUUGGAAGGGUCAACUCCAGCUUCAAAGGCACGAGGUAGAACAACAAAAAGAGAUGCUCGCCAGGGCCAUUUCCACCAGAGACACCAAGUUGGCGGCCAUUCGGAAACAAAAAAUGGCCGAGAUUGACCAAAAACUACAAAAGAUGGAAGACAAAUUGAGCCAGGAGAAGGAUGAAAAAAUGAAGCAAGUGGAAGAAGAGACGCGAAAGAAGAUUGUGGAAGAAUUUGAAGUUGCUUUUGAAAAGCAAGAGGAGGAUCGCAAACGCAAGCGCAAGGAAGAAGAGGAAGCCAAGGAAGAAGCUGCCAAGGAGGAGAAGGACGAGAAAGACAAGAAAGAGGCAUCUUCAGAGGAAGGCGCCGAGCCCGAUGCCAAGCGUGCCAAGAAGAAGCUCGAGAGCGAGAUCAUUCAAGAAAAGAUCGAUGCGGCGAAUGCUAAGAUGGAAUCUUUAACGGAAAAGAAGAGUGAAAUGAUAUGGCUGAUGAAACAAGUCAUCAAGGCGGAAAUGAAGCAGAAGCUGAUGGAUCCAAGAAAGAAAGAGUCCAGUUAG
Molecule: messenger RNA, 924 nt
Organism: Cylindrotheca closterium
Lineage: Eukaryota; Bacillariophyta; Bacillariophyceae; Bacillariales; Bacillariaceae
Source: the annotation of a GenBank genome assembly